This is a messenger RNA of Drosophila kikkawai, 1406 nucleotides long. RefSeq names its product Imaginal disc growth factor 5 (gene Idgf5). The record is from RefSeq and is a predicted model, not a curated record. Gene Ontology annotation, molecular function: chitinase activity; chitin binding. Gene Ontology annotation, cellular component: extracellular region. Lineage: Eukaryota; Metazoa; Arthropoda; Insecta; Diptera; Drosophilidae. Gene Ontology annotation, biological process: chitin catabolic process; carbohydrate metabolic process.
CGGAUCAGUUGUUAAUCUAACUUAAAGCUGAAUAGUCAUACGGACAGCAUAAUGUUGUUUACUAAAAAACCCUAUGUGGGUUUGCUGCUCUGCAGCUUGUUGGCCAUUUUCCAAACAAUUUCCGGGGAAGUGGGAAAGAUGGUCUGCUUCUAUGAUACACCAAGAUUGGCACCCAAUAGCCCCGCACCAAUCACACUGGCAGAACUGGAGCCCGCUUUGAAUUUUUGCAACUUUUUGGUCUACGGUUAUGCGGGAAUCGAUCCAGAGAAUUUUAAAAUUAUAUCCUUUGAUCUGCCCAGUGGGAACCACAUCAACGAUCUACGCAAGAAAUUCCCCCAUGUUCGGUUCCUGCUCUCCGUUGGCGGUGAUCGCGACAUAAACGGCGAAGGGGUGCCCGAUACUGGUAAGUAUCUAAGUUUGCUGGAACAGCCAGAGCAUAGGAGCAACUUCAGGGCAAGCGUUAUAUCGGAGCUCAAUAAAUUCGGAUUCGAUGGCAUCGAUCUGGCCUGGCAAUUUCCCAAGAACAAACCCAAGUUGCAGCAGGGAAUCCUGAAGAGGGCCUGGGGCAAGUUUCGUGGCUGGUUUAGUUCCACCUCAGUGGAUGAAAAGGCCGCAGAGCACAAGGAGCAGUUUGCGGCUUUAAUGGGAGAGCUGAGAACAGAUAUCCACCGAGCUGGCAAAAUGCUCAGCCUCACCAUGCUGCCGCAUGUCUCUGCCGAACUUUUUAUUGAUAUCCCAGUUGCGCUGAUGUAUGCGGACUUUGUCAACCUGGCCACCUAUGACUUCCAGACCCCGGAACGAGAUCCCAAGGUGGCUGAUCUUCCAGCACCCCUCCAAGCCAUGUAUGAGCGGGAUCCCAGUCACAAUGUCCAGUACCAGGUCCAGUAUUGGUUGAAUGCAACAGCGGAGAGGGACUUCAAUAAGCUGCAUAUUGGGGUGACCAGUUAUGGGCGUUCCUGGGUUAUGACCAGGAACUCUGGCAUCACAGGCUAUCCGCCCAUACCCGAGGCAGAUGGCCCGGCACCGGCGGGCAGUGCAGCCGGUAUACUCAGUUGGCCGGAGAUAUGCGAGCUGCUACAGCAACAGCCUACGGAUAGGGAGACACCGCAUCUGCGCAAGGUGGGGGAUCCGACCAAGAGGUAUGGCGUCUAUGCCUAUCGAGCGGCGGAUGACAAGGGCGAGAAUGGCCUCUGGGUGGGCUACGAGGAUCCCACAACGGCGGCCAACAAAGCUGCGUUUGCUCGAGCUCAUGGCUUAGGGGGUGUGGCCUUCCACGACCUGACUAUGGAUGAUGUACGCGGUCAGUGUGCAGGCGAAAAGUAUCCCAUUUUACGCAGCAUUAAAUAUAAGCUGUAGUGUGUUUUCUGUAAACAAUUGAUUGAUGAAAAUAUAUGUAUAAAAUUGUA